Messenger RNA from Strongylus vulgaris, 546 nucleotides. The record is from the annotation of a GenBank genome assembly. NCBI's taxonomy places the organism in Eukaryota, Metazoa, Nematoda, Chromadorea, Rhabditida, Strongylidae.
AUGGUGCUAGCAGAUCUGCCUGAGAUCAGCCUGCAGCUCAUACCCGAAUAUCUAACAACUUCAGGUGUAAUGGUAAGGUACUAUGGUCCUCUUGCAUUUUUCUUCACAGUCACUACGCUGCUAACAGCCGGAUCAUUUAUGAAUCGAGGAGCGUUCGUUAGCCCACUGGCUCCUAUCGAAGCAUUCUAUUAUGGAAUCAUUGGCAUCUGGAUAUUGCAGAUUGCCUUCCCUCUUGUGGUCAUUUUUGAACUUGUUGGAUGCUUUCUGAUGCGGUUAAUCAUUCCUAAUCUUCCGAUUCGCGGCAAAUCCUACACCGUGGCCGCAACAGUUGCUGCAUUUUUAUCAUUCGCAUUGGUCUACGUUGGGGUGCCUGGCCUCAACCCCGUUGUUGCAUCAUCCAGAAUGUUCGGUUGCGACGGUCUUGACACUCAGUGGUUCAUCGCUCUCUAUUGGCUCUGCCCAGUAAUUGGAUGGUUAUCCGCUGCCGCACUGCAGAAGUCAAUGACAAAGAAGGCUACUAAGAAACUGAAGAAAAAGAGCAACUAG